Messenger RNA from Cicer arietinum (chickpea), 2088 nucleotides. It is a transcript of the gene UGT73P5, whose product is annotated as soyasapogenol B glucuronide galactosyltransferase. Gene Ontology annotation, molecular function: UDP-glucosyltransferase activity. The record is from RefSeq and is a predicted model, not a curated record. NCBI's taxonomy places the organism in Eukaryota, Viridiplantae, Streptophyta, Magnoliopsida, Fabales, Fabaceae.
CAAGAACAAGAACCAGCUUAGUCAUUAAAUAAUUAAGACAAAAAAUGUUCAAGCUACUUGCUGAUCAUAUAAAAUUAAUAUCAGUUAGCACUUGAAACUUGUAAGAGAAAGGUUUAAAGAAAGUUAGAGGAACUAAUUGUGUUUGAAAAGAAAAGUGUGAUAAAGAUGGAAUCUCAAUCCCAACAGCUGAAUGUAAUUUUUGUUCCAUAUCCAACUCCUGGCCAUAUGAUUCCAAUGAUAGACACAGCAAGACUAUUUGCAAAGCAUGGUGCUAAUGUUACAAUCAUCACAACACAUGCCAAUGCUUCAACAUUCCAAAAAUCCAUAGACAGUGACUUCAAUUCAGGACAUCCCAUCAAAACUCAGCUUAUUCAGUUCCCUUCAGCUCAACUAGGUCUCCCUGAAGGAGUUGAAAACAUCAAAUCCGGCACCUCCCAAGAAAUGCUGGGAAAAAUCAGUCAGGGAAUUUCAAUGCUCCAAGAUCAAAUUGAGAUUGUGUUACAAGAUCAGCAACCAGAUUGUAUAGUCUCAGACAUGUUUUACCCUUGGACAGUGGAAUCAGCUGCAAAACUAGGCAUUCCAAGACUUUACUAUUACAGCUCAAGCUACUUCUCAAGUUGUUCUGCUCAUUUUAUCAGAAAGUAUAAGCCUCAUGAGAAUUUAGUUUCUGAUACUCAAUUUUUUUCGAUUCCUAGCCUUCCACAUAACAUUGAGAUUACCUCUCUGCAGCUAGAAGAAUGGUUGAGGACUAGAAAUGAAUUCUCGGAUUAUUUGAAUGUAAUAUAUGAAUCAGAGGGAAGAAGCUAUGGAACACUGUACAAUAGCUUUCAUGAGCUUGAAAGUGAUUAUGAGCAACUUUACAAGAGCACAAUGGGGAUCAAAGCAUGGAGUGUAGGACCAGUUUCAACAUGGGUUAACAAAGAUGAUGUUGAAAAGGCCAGAAGGGGACACAGUAAAGACCUUGCAGUAGAAUCAGAAUUGCUAAAUUGGCUUAACUCAAAGGAAAAUGAGUCUGUUUUGUAUGUAAGUUUUGGAAGCCUUACUAGGCUUUCUCAUGCACAAAUUGUUGAACUAGCUUAUGGACUUGAAAAUUCAAGUCAAAGUUUCAUUUGGGUCAUUAGGAAAAAGGAUAAAGAUGAGGAUGGAGAAGGUUUCUUGGAAGAUUUUGAGGAAAGGAUGAAAGAAAGCAAGAAAGGGUACAUCAUAUGGAACUGGGCACCACAAGUUUUGUUAUUGGAUCACCCUGCAACUGGAGGCAUUGUGACUCACUGUGGUUGGAACUCAAUCCUUGAAAGCUUGAGUGCUGGUUUGUCAAUGAUCACAUGGCCAAUGUUUGCUGAGCAAUUUUACAAUGAGAAGUUGCUUGUUGAUGUCUCGAAAAUUGGAGUCCCUGUUGGGUCAAAAGUAAACAAAUUUUGGGCUAGUGUAGGUGAAGAUGCAGUAGUGAAAAGGGAAGAGAUUGCAAAGGCUGUGGCACUGUUGAUGGGAAGUGAAGAAGAGAGCAUAGAAAUGAGGAGGAGAGCAAGAAAAAUUGGUGAUGCAGCCAAGAAGAGUAUAGAGGAAGGUGGAUCCUCAUACAACAAUUUGAUGCAGUUAAUAGAUGAGCUAAAAUCAUUGAAGAUAUCAAGAGGCCUUGAGAAAACAAAUUAAAUAAAUGAAAUGGAGGAACAAUAGUGGUUUUUCAGGAUGUGGAGCCUAUCAUUGUAACAAAAAAUAAGGCACAUUGUCAAAGUAUUUUCUCUUUGAUAUGAAUUUUCAGAAUGCUAGCUCAUAGUCUAUGUUAAAUGUAGAACAUGCCAUUGCUUACCCCUUUGAUUAUAUAAAUGAGUUUAUUUUUUAGUAUUUGAAUAAGAAGUCAUUAACACGUUAUUCAUUUUAUGUAAAAUUACUCUAUGGAGUUCAUUUUAUAUAAUAUUCCUGCCAACACAAAUCAUGGAUAUCAGACAUCAAAUCAAAUCAUAGAUAUCAGACAUGACACUACUACAUAUAUAGAUUCAGAUACUAAACAUGAAACUGUGUAACAGAAAAAUCAAAGUAAUUAAAUGUAAUUGGAUUUAUUGCACUAAGUGAGUUCAUGCACUUACACAU